Molecule: messenger RNA, 3335 nt
Organism: Anarrhichthys ocellatus (wolf-eel)
Lineage: Eukaryota; Metazoa; Chordata; Actinopteri; Perciformes; Anarhichadidae
Product: MAP7 domain-containing protein 1-like
Exons: 18
Coding region: 415-2772 (785 amino acids)
Biological process (GO): microtubule cytoskeleton organization
Cellular component (GO): microtubule cytoskeleton
Source: RefSeq, a predicted model, not a curated record
AGCAGCGCGCAGCAACUUGAAAUACGAUGGCAUCAUUUUAUUCUAAAAAAUCUGACCGGAAGUAGUUUUUGUCAGUCUUUGCAACUUGACUCUGGUCCUCACAGGACUCGCUGAAGCUUUUUAUUCUCACACUGUAAAUUUUCCACUAACGACUCACUGGAUUGGACCGAGUCUCUAAUUUGAACAAGACACUGAUAUCAGUUUAUUACAAUUCAGCAUUUCUGACAUUCCCAGUCGUUUCUUUUUUUUAGUUGGAUCCUGUUUUUAUUUCCACAUUAUUGUUUUGGUCACUUUUUCUUUCUAUUCCGGUUGGAUUUACAAAGGGCGUGUUUGGGGCGAUCUGUACCGGGAGUUUCAUCUCAUGUACUUCUGCGACUCUGAGGAAUGACAGCGAAAGGGAAUCGGUCCGCCUGAAUGGAAACAAUGGAUUAUAAAGAGCUUGGACAUCAUUUCGGAGAGAAGCUGACGCUAACAGACAAAUCUCUUCCUCUGCAGACGGGGUUGCAGUCCAUCCAGAAUGGGGACAAGUCUUUGGGGAAGGACACUCCGAUCUCAGACGACUCAGCCGUCACAGACCUCUCCCCCAAAACAGACUCCAGCCCCAUAACAGAGACCCCCACAAAGACAGAUGCCUCCUCCAAGACGGACGGGAGGCCCCCCACCCCGGGCAGCAGCCCUCAGCCCAAGAAAGAUUUGGUGAGCUCAGAGCAACGACAGAAACUUGCCAAGGAGCGGAGGGAGGAGAGAGCCAGAUAUAUCGAACAGCAAACUCAGCUGCAAGCAGUGAAGAAGGUCCAGUGGCUGGAGAAGGAGGAGAAGGCCCGACGUCUGAGGGAGAGCCAGUUGGAGGAUCGCAGGAAGAAGCUAGAAGAGCAGAGGCUGAAGACUGAGAAACGCAGAGCUCUGCUGGAGGAAAAACAGAGACAGAAACUAGAAAAAAACAAGGAGAGAUAUGAGUCAGCAAUCAAGAGGUCGACAAAGAAGACGUGGGCCGAGAUCCGCCAGCAGAGGUGGUCCUGGGCGGGCGGACUCAACCAGACCUCCCGCAGAGAAAGCAGAUGCUCGGCCUCCACGGUCAACUUGCCAAGACAGGUGGACCCUGUCAUUAACAGCAGGCUGUCCAAGUCCUCUGCUACGCUCUGGAACUCCCCCAACAGAACCCGCAGCCUGCGUCUGAGCCCCUGGGAGAGCCGGAUCGUGGAGCGGCUCAUGACGCCGACGCUGUCCUUCCUGGCCCGCAGUCGCAGCGCCGCCACCCUCCUCAACAACAGCGACUCCUUCUCCGCCAGCCCGCUGAACACCAGCUCCCAUCACCACCCGCACCAGAACGCCGAGCGCUGGAGGCUCUCCUCCGCCAGCACGCCGGACAUCACCCAGCGGCAACGCUGGCGAAACUCCACACCGGCGGACAAAAAGAAGAAAGAGAAGAAAGACAAGGAGAGGGAGAAUGAGAAAGAGAAGAACUUGCUCACGAAAGACAAAGUGCCGAAGAAGAGACAGACGACAUCACUUACCACCACGACCCAGAGAUCCAGGCCGGAGAUCAGCACCCCGAAGCCCAAAAACAGACCUCCGUCACCCACCGCCCCCAAAAGUCGGCCCCUGUCACCCCUGGUGCCGGCAGUGGCCUCCAAGACCCCGACGUGCAAGAAGACUCCUCCCCCUGGCACCAAGACCCGACCCAAACGAGCCCAGACGCCCGCCAGGGUGCAGCCCCAGACGGUCGGCGCGGCCGCCAUGGAAACGCGCCACGAACCCCAGCAUCCCGGCGCUCCAGAGGAGAAAAAGAACUCCAGUAGUCCUCCUGCCAUCGUGGUGUCCACUGCACCGGUUACACCUCCUUCCCUCAGCCCGGCGGUUGCAUCCGAGGCAACUCCAGCUGCUCCAAACGUAGAGCCGGCUGCAGCCGCCACCCGUAAGCCUGCUCCUUCUGUUGCACCCGUCGCCGCUGCAGCUGCUGCCUCCGCCACCGGCUCCGCCGCACCGGCCAGCAGGCCGUCGGCAGGCACCAACAACCCGGAGGAGGCUGCUCGCAUCCUGGCGGAGAAACGCAGGCAAGCCCGGGAGCAGCGGGAGAGAGAGGAGCAGGAGCGUCUGGAGCAGGAGCACAGGAACAGGAUCCUCCGGGAGGAGGCGAUGGUCCGGGAUGCAGAGGAGAGGAAGCGCAGGGAGGAGGAGGCCCGAUUCAUGGCUGAGCAGCAGUGUAUCAGGGACGAAGCCCAGCAAGCUCAGGAGGUGAAAGAGGCGCAGGAGAGAGCCGUGGCCGAGCAGGAGGAGAACGAGAAGCUACAGAAACAGAGGGAGGAGGCUGAUGCCAAAGCUCGCGAGGAGGCCGAGCGUCAGCGCCUGGAGAGGGAGAAACACUUCCAGAAAGAGGAGCAGGAGCGGCUGGAGAGGAAGAAGCGCCUUGAGGAGAUCAUGAAGAGGACUCGGAAGAGCGACGCAGGAGAAAAGAAGGAUGUCAAAGCUUCUCCGCAGGUCAACGGCAAGGACACGGAGCUCAGUAAGGCAGCUGGAAACCUGCAGAGUCCCGGCGCAACUGUGUCCGGUCCUGUCGCAAACGGCGUCCAGCCCGCCGCUCACCAGAAUGGCGUCUCGGCCAACGGAGAGGCGGCCGACUUCGGGGGGAUCAUCCAGCUGAACAGCGGCGGAAACCCGCCGCAGCCUCAGAGCGGGCUGGUGGGCGAGCCCAUCCUGGCGUUCGAGGGCGGAGAGCCCUUCCUGAUGAAAACAGGCCCUAUGAAGCCUCAGCAUGUCGCAGAGGUCCUGUGAGUCCCCACACAUCUCCAUGGAGACGCGCGCCUCACGGCCCUGCUCGAGCUAUGAGAUUCAUGCCCCACCACAGCGGCUUAUGAAAAAAAAUUGUGUGCCAAAACAAACAAUGAACUGCGCUGAAUUCCCAUCAUACAGUCUGUCGGAGGAGCUCUCAUCUGAAAUAUACAAAACAUGCAACAAGAAGUAUUCUCUGUCUCCACCGCGUGUCCUGGUGCAGCAUCUGUCAAGUUUUAUUGAAAUGUCACAUGCAGAUUUUAUGGUGCACCUUAAAAAUGACUGACUGUGUAACAAAUUUUAGAAAAUACAUAAUAUUUGACAAUGGUUCUUAUUAUUACCGUCGUUGCGAUAUUGUUAUUGUUAUCUUAAGUUGAACUGUGUGUGUGUGUGUGGGUGUGUGUGUUUUUUGUUGUUGUUUUCGUCUUGAAUUAUUGAGUUAUUUAACAUGGGGAGCGUUGUAAGGACUGGCCACAGACAGUGUAUGUAAAUGUAUAAUGAGCCUGGCUGCCUAGGCCUCCUGUUACAGGGGAUCUGUGAAAUAAAGCUUUAUGAAAGGGACUGGG